Messenger RNA from Oldenlandia corymbosa var. corymbosa, 2439 nucleotides. Lineage: Eukaryota; Viridiplantae; Streptophyta; Magnoliopsida; Gentianales; Rubiaceae. The record is from the annotation of a GenBank genome assembly.
AUGGAGUUCGAGACUAGAACCAGAUCCGUGUUUGAUCGUCUCGGAGGACCAAAACGCCCUCAGUUCAAGAGUCAAGUGACUCCUCGAGUAUGUAGUUUUUGGCUUGCUGGCAAGUGCAAUAGGAACUACUGUAGGUUUCUCCACCCGGGUUUACCCAAAGUACAACCUUCGAGUGGCGAUCACCGCAGAAAUAAGUUCACUUACUCUCUCAAGAAUGAUGCCAGGGAGUUUGGAGUUAAUGAUGUCGCCACCAUCCAGAAACAGGUUUUGGUUGCUGGAAAAUCCAGCCUUGUUGUUGGAAGUAAGAAUGUGCUAAUGAAUGCCAAGGUUUUGAGCGCUGAAACAUCUGGCUCUGUUAUUGAACAUAGGGGUGGAAGAAUUAUAACACUCAAGAAGGGAUCAGUAAUCCCUAAAGCUGAUGACAAUGGUGUGAAUCAGAAAAAGGUGUUGACCGUGGAGAGAUCUGGCCCUGUUGUUCAAAGGACAAAGGUAACUACUCCAUCGUCCAACAUUGUUUUGGAUUCUGAUUCUGAAGCUAAAAAUUCGGUGGAAAAGGUGCUGACUGAUGAGAGACCUGGCCCUGUUGUCCAGAGCAAAAAUGCCGAAGUUCCAUCAUCCAACCGGGCUACAGAUUCUGGUAUUAAAAGUGCUGCGGAGAAAGAGUUGACCAGUGAGAAACCUGAUCUUGUUGUCCAAAGCAAAAAUGCCACAGUUCCAGCAUUCAACACUACUAUGAAAUGUGAAGUUCGAAGUGAUACAACUAGCCCUGUUGUGCAGAGUAAAAAUGUACCAGUUUCAUCAUCCAACAAUGGUACGAAAUAUGAAGUUAAAAGUGAUCCUGCAAAUCAGAAAAUGGUGAUGACCACAACAGAGUCUUGCUCUGCUGCUGAAAGUUGUGAGAAUACAGGACUAACAUUAUGCCAAGAUUGGGUUGUUGGUAAUUGCCUUAAAGAAUGUAUUGAGACGUUGAAAGCACAUAAGGAAUCGGUGACUUCUCUCGCAUUCUGGGACAGAUACCUGUUCUCGGGAUCAUUGGACAGCAGCUUGAAAGUGUGGGGAGUGGCUGAGAAUGGAAGCUUGGCAGUAAUCUUUGAGAUGAAACAAGAAAGUGGGAUUCUGGCACUAUGUGGGAUAAACAAUGGAACAAACAGACCAGUCCUGCUUUGUUCCUGUAAAGACAACAUUGUCCGGGUGUAUGAUUUGCCAACAUUUGCAGGGAGGGGAAGAACCUUUUCAAAUGGAGAAGUUCAAACACUUGAGAUUGGCUGUGGAGGUCUAUUUUUCAGUGGCGAUUCUACAGGACGAGGCUUCGUCGAAUUCGUCGCUCGGGCCCUCCUCCACCGCCCCACCACCAUCCCUCUUCGGAACUUCCAGUUGACUCUGUAUUACUCUCACAAUCACCGCCACCGAUCUUUCGUUUCUUCUUUUAUCCCUUACGCCCUUGACUGCAAAUUCGACGAUCUUGAUCUCAAUCUUAUAGAUACCGGUGAUGAGGAAGAAGAAGAACACGAGGACAACGAUGAAGCCAGCGGGUCGAACCCCACUCUGUAUCAUUUCCAUUUAUGUGAUCUCAGUAACGGGUCUGUCAAGCGUUUGACGUUAUGCCGCUGUGAGCUUAUCAUGUCUUGUAACGAUUCAUUUCGGUUUGAGUCCCUCAGGGUGUUGGACCUUGCUUCUGUGGAGAUUGCUGAUGACUCGCUUUCGGAAUUGAUCAUGAGGUGUCGGAAUCUUGAGAGGCUUUCUCUUGAUGGCUUUCGUGAAAUGAAGAGGAAGUUCAGGGUCAUCUCUGAAUCUCUUAAGCAUCUUCAAUUGAGGGUUUACUAUGGUGCGGGUGAUGAAGAAACCGAGUCCUCAAUCGAGAUACGGACACCAAAUCUGUCCACCAUUGAUAUCAUCCACUUUCAUGUCGCGAAUUAUACUGGGGACUUGUCCUCUGUGAUCGAGGCCAGACUGAUUCUUGAUAAGGACCCGUAUUAUUCUCAAGACUCCUGGAACAGUGCCAUGAACUUAUUGAUUGGAGUCGAGACGCUCUUCGUGCGGAAUAUGUGGCUACCGUUUUUGUAUCCCAAGUUCCAGUCUGGCGAAUACCUUGUACUGAGGAGGCUCAAACAUUUGGAAAUGAAAACACGGUACACAAACAAUGACAUGAUGGGGAUAUCUUUAAUGCUUGAAGUAUCCCCUGUUCUGGAGACUUUGGGAGACUAUCUGGUAAAGUUUGAGGAUGGCAUGUAUGGUUUUAAGAUUCCUAGUCUUCAAGAGGUCAAGUUGAAACGGUUCAGGGCUACAAAUGCUGAAAUGUUCAUUCUGGUCCUCCUACACUUUCAUAAGGUGGCUCUAAAGAAAGUUCUUUUGGCACCUGUAAUUGAUGAGGAGACUUACCAAAGUGGACCUGUGGUGCUCGAUCCCGCUGUGACUGGAUCGCGGUUCUCGCUGCAUUGA